Rotaria sp. Silwood1 is the source of this 954-nucleotide messenger RNA. NCBI's taxonomy places the organism in Eukaryota, Metazoa, Rotifera, Eurotatoria, Philodinida, Philodinidae. The record is from the annotation of a GenBank genome assembly.
AUGUUUAUGCCUACUCCAUACUUUUGUUUCACCUCAGUACCAAUGCGUGCAAGUUCCAUUGAUAUUCAUCCGAAUGCAACAUGGUCAACGAAUGGUACCACUAUGGCUGGAGGAGGCAGUGGAACCAAUGAACUCUCUAAUCCAUAUGGUUUGUACAUCGACGACGAUCUAACGAUUUAUGUCGCUGAUCAUUGGAAUCAUCGUAUUGUGGAAUGGAAAUCUGGUGCAACGAAUGGAAAAGUUGUUGCUGGUGGGAAUGGAUGUGGAAAUGGAACUCAUCAAUUAUGUUACCCAGCAGAUGUAAUUAUCGACAAAGCGAGCGAUAGUCUCAUCAUCUCCGAUUACAGGAAUAGAAGAGUAAUUCGUUGGCCUCGUCGAAAUGAUACUCUUGGGGAAACAAUUAUUUCAAAUAUAUCUUGCUGGGGUUUGACAAUGGACAACAAUGGAUUUCUCUAUGUCGUUGACCGUGAAAAACAUGGAGUGAGACGAUAUAAGAUUGGUGACACUGAAGAAACAAUGGUUGCAGGUGGCAAUGGGGAAGGAAAUCGUCUCGAUCAACUCUCCGAACCCCGCUACGUAUUUGUCGAUCAAGAUCAUUCAUUUUAUGUGUCUGACUCGGGCAAUCGUCGUGUCAUGAAAUGGGAAGAAUGUACGAAACAAGGCAUUGUCGUAGCCGGUGAUCAAGGAAGAGGAAAUCAUCUUACACAAUUGAUGGAACCUGAAGGAAUCGUUGUCGAUCAAUUGGAUACUGUCUAUGUGGCUGAUUCUGCGAAUCAUCGAAUUAUACGUUGGCCAAAAGGAGCCACGCAAGGAAUUGUCAUUGUUGGUGGAAACGGUUAUGGAGCACAGUCGAAUCAACUCUAUUGGGCCGUAGGUUUAUCAUUCGAUCAACAUGGCAAUCUCUAUGUCGUCGAUACCGCGAAUAAUCGAGUACAAAAAUUUAACAUCGCAUAA